UUGAUUUUGCAAACCCCCCAAGAAGGUCGUUCCCACGUCUAAUCUACCCCCCUUUUCAUCUAGAGCUUUUCUUUAAAAGUUUCGCGGACUGUCUCUUAUCUUUUGCGUGCCUUGUGAGCAAAAUGGUUACUAUGCUACACGUAUGAGUGCUAUAUCAGCGCAUUUCACUGGGAUCAUAGUUGUCAUUAGCUGUAAAGCCCACCAAAUGACCAGUAUGGACUUCAACAUUUGCUUAGUACUGAUUUUGGCGAGUCUCUACGGCACAUCUGAUGGAGCUACCAUCAAGGCAAAAUCAGAGGUGAUCUAUCCCAGAAGGCACCACGAGCGUCACGAUAGUCAUAUCUUGUCCACUUCAACCAAGAAUGGUCAUGAGGAUGAAGCAAGUUUCUCAUUAAACGCUUUUAAGAGAAACAUGAUCAUAGAUGUGAAACGGAAUAAAAAGCUCAUUCACCCUUCAUUCUCUCUGCGUCAUUUUGAAAAAGACGGAUCUGAAGUAUUGUCAAAGGUCUCUGCGGACCACUGCCAUUACCAGGGUAGCAUUCGUGGAGAACCCGAUUCUCUUGUUGUACUCAACACUUGUAAUGGACUAAGAGGUAUGGUGGAUGACGGAGAACAAACGUUCCACAUUGAGCCACAGAACGACCCAAAGAAACCUGGCGCACACAAGAUGUACGUCGCGCCAGAAGAGGAUCCCUUCAAGCACGGAAAAUGCGGAAAUCAUGAUCAUGAAGAUAAUGAUGCAUAUGAUGCAUUACAUCCAUCCGCUGAACGCUCUCAUGUCCGCAGGGUUCGCCGUGAGCUUGUGUCCAACAUAGACGAAUUCUACUACGAAUUCCUGACUACAAAUGAAACACGCUAUAACGAACUUCUCUUCGUCGUCGAUAACCUUGUCUACCAACGCUACAACAAUGACACUCAAAUCGUGAUUGAUAAGAUCAUCACCCUGACUAAUGCAGUAGAUGCGAUCUACCAGCGUAUUAACAUCCGUUUAGUCAUCAAGCACGUUGAGAUUUGGACAGAUGGGGACAAAAUGGAGAGACAGGAGUCAGGGGGGGCAGAGCUCGGCAAAUUCCGAGAUUAUCUCAACGCAGAGAUCAGACCAAAUAUAUCGGCAGAUAACGCCCAGUUUAUCAGUCACAAAGGAUGGAUAGAUGGGGUCAUCGGAAUGGCGUGGGUGUUUGGAAUGUGCGGUGGUAACUCUGCUGGUGUAAACAGGUGGGAUUCCGGGAGUGUGAUUGGUCCGUGGAUAGUGGUGGCGCAUGAGAUGGGGCACAACUUUGGAUUUAGUCAUGACAGCGGAUAUUGCAAAUGUCUUACGCCAAGGGGAUGCAUCAUGGGAGGACACAAGACUCGUGUGGCUGGUUUCUCAAACUGCAGCAUGGAGAGUUUGAAAAACGUUAAUGACAAGUGUUUGUAUAAUGUCCCUACUCAGGCAAUUAACGCUCAAUGCGGGAAUGGAAUUCGCGAAGGAGAUGAAGAGUGCGACUGUGGAUCGCCAGAGAUGUGUGAAGCCAAAGACCGGUGUUGCGAGCCACAUGGUUGCCGUCUCAAACGUCAUGCGGUUUGUAGCGACUUGCACCACUCCUGCUGUAGCAACUGCCAGUACAAGUUACAAGGGACUCUUUGUCGUCGAGUGACCAAUGAUUGUGAUGUCCCCGAGUACUGUCCAGGAGACUCACGUGAUUGCCCCGCCGAUUCCUACUUACAAAAUGGUGUUCCUUGUAACAGAACACAAAAGCUUAUCCAAGCAAACACCAACUACAACAGUGUGAUGACAAGAGACCUCCACCCGCGAGUACAGGCUCGAUACUUUCGCUUGAACCCGCAAUACUGGAAAGAUAGGAUGUGUAUGCGGAUGGAGAUGUACGGGUGCUCCACGGACGAAGUCAUCGCCACUGCUGCGACGCCCUUGAAGGCGUACAACGACUACUGCGUGGUGCCUCAAAAUGCGAGCUGUUCGCCACAUGAAGGCUCCAGAAUAGUGUUCCGGUCAGGCUACGAGUGCAAGGAAGCCUACAUGGAGUUCAGCCUAGACGCCACAGGCAUCCUGAGACACACGUGCAGCGGGAGAAAAGUGUGCCCCGAGGGGGGAGGGACAAGUAAAGGAACCAGGCUGGUGAUUGAUAGUUCAUGCAGUGACGCUGACGCAACUUUUACCAGGACUUCAGGAAAAUCUCUAAAGCAUGUAAGAACUGGGUACUGUAUCCAUCCAAACGGAGGCUACCCUGGAAACGAGGUGGAACUGUUACUUUGGUCUGGAUGCGAUGACCAACGUCUCGAGCUUUGGUUUAUGAAACAAGACUGUGUCCUUCCACUUGGUUUACGGAAUGGUGACAUCCCUGACAGCCAAAUCACUGCAUCUUCCUACCGCUCGAAUGAUUUCCCGUACUAUGCCAGACUGCAAAAAUCCACUUUUUGGUGCACGGAUGAGGAGGAUAAGAACCAGUACCUUCAAGUCGACCUCGGAGAGAUGAGGACGGUUUCCCGUAUCGCCACUCAAGGUCGUGGAAACUGGUACAAUUGGGUAUCAGCUUACUAUCUGUUCUACAGUCAGGACGGUCAACAUUGGACACCUUACAGUGAGCAGGGAAUUCAUUCAAACUCGAUGUGCUAUUCGGGUCAAUGCUCUGAGAGGCCAGACACUCAAUGCAGGGAUCUCUGGGGAUCAGCUGCCAGUAAUGGUGCUCAGGGCUGUUACGACAAACUGAAUACUGAAGCUCUCGGAUACGGCACGUGCGCCGACAACGCCAACACCUCGUGUGCAACAGUGGACGUGCUUUGCGGUCAGCUUCAAUGCUCUAGUCCAAGCGGUUCGCCGGUUGUCGACUAUGGAAGCGCCUACCAGGUGUUCUUUCUUGAUGACGGUUCUAGAUGCAGUGCCGCAGUUCUCAAGAGUACUGACACUCUCGGUCAGGGCAUGGUAGCUAGUGGAACCAAGUGUGGCGAUGGGAAGAUGUGUUUUAACUAUCAGUGCCAGACCUUGGCUGGGCUGGGGAUCUCAAGUUGCCCCUCGGUCAACGGCAAGGAGUGUGCUGGACGAGGGGAAUGUACAAACACUGGUGUGUGUCAUUGUGAGUCAGGAUAUGACCCUAGCACCAACUGUGGGACAGUGGUCGCGCCUCGUGAUGGCGGGUUCAGCGCAUGGUCGAAUUGGACCGAAUGCUCACGACAAUGCGACGUAGGCACUCGAGAACGUCAUCGAUUCUGCAACAACCCUUACCCUGCCCAUGGUGGCAAUGAUUGUACGGGGGAGAGAUUCCAGGAAGAAGACUGCCAAACACAAGCUUGUCCAGUUGCGACGUCUUGCAAACAUCUUCAAAAGGUCGCCACAGCAUGCGGACUCAAGCUCGGCGAUGGCAUUUAUAAGAUCUACCCACCAGGCAGUUCGAACCAAACAGUUAUGGCGUAUUGCGACAUGACGCGCGACGGCGGGGGCUGGACACUACUCGUCACCAGUCACACCAAUACAUGGACCGCUGACAAUGUCCGGCUGCGGAACGAGGGCUCACCGAGUUUGAAGAGUGAUUACUCUAUUUUGCAGCACGCAAACAGCAUUAAAAAUCAGAUAAACAUUGCUGGAGGAGAAUUUGAGUACCGUCUGGAGGCUCAAAAUAGAGGUCGCUGGGGCGGAAUCUGGCGAGCACCGCGGAGCUACACAUUCACGGCUACCGACAAUGGGCAGACAAACGUGGAACUGGAAACAAAGUUUGAUAACUGGGUGUACUCCGACAAAGGGAUUGAGAAACGAAUGCCGUGGAUUUCUGGCGCCAAACUGACGACCUCAAGAAGUGCUACGAGUAAUUGGUGGGGAUCCAUCACAGGCGAUGUGUAUAACUACCACCCUGCCCCUUGGAUCCAGGGUAACCAGAUGGAGGAGCAGCCAUCGCACAUCUGGUACUGGAUGAGAGAGGGAGACUACAGGUUACCCCGCUCCUGUAUGGAGGUUCAGAUGAGAGGGCUCCAAACAGUCCCUGCAGCAAAUGGUGUUUACACAAUUGAACCCCCUGGCGCGAGCCCGGUCAAGGCGUACUGCGACCUGACAUCUCAGGGCGGGGGCUGGACACUAGUCGCCACCAGUAAGACUCACACCGGUUGGAGCGCGGACAAUGUCAAAAACAGGAAUCCCAACAACCCAUCUUUGAACGCUGACUACUCAAUACUGGCAUUUGCGGACUCAAUAAAGAACUUCGAUACUUCCCAGGACUACUUCCAGUAUAAAAUUGAAGCCGAAAACAAGAACACAUUCGGCGGAAUCUGGAACGCACCAAGAUCCUACUCAUUCCUCUCAACUGGUGACAAUCAGACAAAUGUUGAACUCGUAAAAGAGUUAGGUAACCUUCCAGCUGAUAGCAAACUGCGCCGGUUGAUGCCAAGACUCGGCCUGUCGGAGCAUGUGUUCCUGACCAGUGCGUCCAAUACAAGUGAUCCCUCCGGAUCUCUGAUCUACAACACAGAUGCUAGCCACUCCGCAUCCUACCUCCCGGGAGUCAACCCAAGCACGGGCGUGGUCUGGUACUGGAUGAGAGAGGGGUCCAGGAAAUCGUGUAACGACAUCAAAGUGCAUGGUGUACGAAGUGGUAACUCCUACAAGGAUGGGUACUACAUGGCCACCUUACUGGGCCACGCCCAGUACCUCCCUGUCUACUGCGACAUGACGUCGGAGCCUGGUGCCUACACCCUCCUCGUCACCAGUCGACACAACAACUGGAGGCGUGAGCAGGUCCCUAUGAGGAACCAGAUGCGACCCUCGUUAAACGACGAUUACUCCAUCCUUCAAUACGCGAACAAGAUUCGAGACCUCGGUAACAAUGCCACCUUCGAGUACAAACUAGAAGCCAACCAGAGAGGGCACUGGGGCGGGGUCUGGGUCGCACCCAGGGAUUACAGCUUCAUGUCAUUAGACAAUAGCCAAACAAAUGUCCAACUGGUGAAGCGAUUUGAUGCGUGGGAGCCCGUGUGGUGGAAAGGGAUCAAUGACCGAAUGCCGUGGUUCUAUUCGGAUGGCAUAGAAAACAAAGCUCUUUUGACCGCCGCGACGGACCCGAUUAACUACCCCACAGGGUCUAUUAUCUGGGGCGGAAUUGAUCAUUUCCCUGCUCAGUGGAUGAGAUAUGGUGACAUGCUCGACCCUGGAGUGAUAUGGUACUGGGUGAAUGAGGAUGACUGCGAUGCUAACAGGCAGCCUGUUCAUGGCGGUCUAUCUGAGUGGAGUUCUUGGGACAAGUGUGACAAGCUCUGUGCCGAUGGACAACAAAGAAGACAUCGCAGCUGUACCAACCCCAAACCGAGAUGUGGAGGGAAAGACUGCACGGCGCUGAACCUGCCAACAACUGAAACACAGGCCUGCUACUCAUGCGAUGAGAGUCCCAUUAGAAGUUACGGUGGUUACUGUAUCAUGCCAAAGAGCGCCGACUGUAACCCUGUGGUGGACACUACGACGUGGACACAUGCGCUCGUCUUCCAUGCCUACGAUACGAACUGCACCGCGAAGUACAUGAACUUCGUCAUCGACUCUGACGGGAUCAUCUAUCACCGGUGCAGCGGGAAAGUGGUUUGCCCCGAGGGUGAUGAGCCUUACCCAUCUUAUGGUAAGAAGCUGGUCCUAAAAGACUCCUGCCCGAUAGAUGUGUCCAGGCACAGACGUCUCGCUUCUAAGUCUCUACAAAACAUCAGGAACAGCUAUUGCGUGCAUCCUUCAGGGGGUUAUGCAGGGGAGGGCAAAAACUUGGUUUACUGGAACAGCUGCAAUGAAGAUAGACUUCAACUCGAUUUCUUUAAACUCCCGGUGCCUUGAAGGAUGAAGAUCGUCAUAUUAUCGGAUGCCUUGUCUAGCAGCAAGAUAGAGUUAGUAAUUAGACAUUUUGGGGUGAUUAGGAAUAAGAGUAAUGUGAUUAAAAAAAGGUUUGAUAUAUGGUGGGAAUAAAAUCAAAUGAGCAUUAA
This is a messenger RNA of Nematostella vectensis (starlet sea anemone), 5940 nucleotides long. RefSeq lists its product as uncharacterized. Gene Ontology annotation, biological process: proteolysis. The transcript is spliced from 46 exons. Bases 143 to 5794 code for a protein of 1883 amino acids. Lineage: Eukaryota; Metazoa; Cnidaria; Anthozoa; Actiniaria; Edwardsiidae. Gene Ontology annotation, molecular function: metalloendopeptidase activity. The record is from RefSeq and is a predicted model, not a curated record.